AUGGGCUCCGUCGAAAACAACACCGAGGACCGCAAGGCCUCGGUCGUCGGCAACCUCCAAACCACCCAGGAUGUCGAGCAGAUCGAAGCUCCCGUCACCUGGAAGGCCUACCUGAUGUGCGCCUUCGCCUCGUUCGGUGGCAUCUUCUUCGGCUACGACUCCGGUUACAUCAACGGUGUCAACGGCUCGCCCUACUUCAUCCACAAGGUCGAGGGCCUGGACGCCGACUCCCUGUCCGACUCGCACACCUCGCUCAUCACCUCCAUCCUGUCUUGCGGUACCUUCUUCGGUGCCCUCAUCGCCGGUGACCUUGCCGAUCGCAUCGGUCGCAAGUGGACUGUCAUCCUGGGUUGUGCCAUCUACGCCAUCGGUGUUGUCAUUCAGAUGAUUACUGGCGAGGGUGAUGCUCUCGCUGCCAUUGUCGUCGGUCGUCUUAUUGCCGGUGUCGGUGUCGGCUUCGAGUCUGCCAUUGUUAUCCUGUACAUGUCUGAAAUCUGCCCCCGCAAGGUUCGUGGCGCCCUCGUCGCCGGUUACCAAUUCUGCAUCACCAUCGGUCUUCUCCUCGCUUCCGUCGUCGUCUACGCCACCCAGGACCGCAAGGACGCCAGCGCCUACCGCAUCCCCAUCGGCAUCCAGUUCCCCUGGGCCUUCAUCCUCGGCGGUGGUCUCAUGUUCCUCCCCGACUCUCCCCGCUAUUAUGUCAAGCGCGGCCGCAUCGAAGAUGCCAUUGAGGCCCUGUCCCGCGUCCGUGGCCAGCCCAAGGAGUCCAACUUCGUCCAGGUCGAGAUUGCCGAGAUUGUCGCCAACGAGGAGUACGAGCGUGCUCUCAUCCCCGAUACUACCUGGUUCGGCAGCUGGGCCAACUGCUUCAAGGGCAGCCUCUGGGACUCCAAGUCAAACCUUCGACGAACCAUCCUCGGUACCUCCAUGCAGAUGAUGCAGCAAUGGACUGGUGUCAACUUCAUCUUCUACUACUCUACCGUCUUCCUCAAGUCUACUGGCGCCAUUGACAACGCUUUCCUCAUGUCUCUCGUCUUCACCCUCGUCAACGUUCUGUCCACUCCUCUCUCCUUCUGGACCGUUGAGCGCUUCGGUCGCCGUAGCAUCCUCAUCAUUGGUGCCUUUGGCAUGCUCGUCUGCCAGUUCCUCGUUGCCAUCAUUGGUGUCACCAUCGGCUUCAACAAGACCCACGAAGACCCCAACGACUCUACUGCCACCAUUGCCGACAACAUCGCGGCCGUCAACGCCCAGAUUGCCUUCAUCGCCAUCUUCAUCUUCUUCUUCGCCUCCACCUGGGGCCCCGCUGCCUGGAUCGUCAUCGGCGAGAUCUUCCCUCUCCCCAUCCGAUCGCGUGGUGUCGGUCUGUCCACCGCCUCCAACUGGUUGUGGAACACCAUCAUCGCCGUCAUCACCCCCUACAUGGUCGGAACCAACAAGGGCAACAUGAAGUCGUCCGUCUUCUUCGUCUGGGGUGGCCUCUGCACUUGCGCCUUUGUCUACGCCUACUUCCUGGUCCCCGAGACCAAGGGCCUGACUCUGGAGCAGGUCGACAAGAUGAUGGAGGAGACCACUCCCCGCACUUCGGCCAAGUGGAAGCCCACCACCACCUUUGCUGGUACUGCCACUGAGACUGAGUACGUUGAGAAGGGCGAGGCCUAA
Molecule: messenger RNA, 1659 nt
Organism: Ilyonectria robusta
Lineage: Eukaryota; Fungi; Ascomycota; Sordariomycetes; Hypocreales; Nectriaceae
Product: general substrate transporter
Exons: 3
Coding region: 1-1659 (552 amino acids)
Biological process (GO): transmembrane transport; carbohydrate transport
Cellular component (GO): membrane
Molecular function (GO): carbohydrate:proton symporter activity
Source: RefSeq, a predicted model, not a curated record